This is a messenger RNA of Ctenocephalides felis (cat flea), 3178 nucleotides long. Its product is annotated as dual specificity mitogen-activated protein kinase kinase hemipterous-like. Gene Ontology annotation, molecular function: protein kinase activity; ATP binding. NCBI's taxonomy places the organism in Eukaryota, Metazoa, Arthropoda, Insecta, Siphonaptera, Pulicidae. Gene Ontology annotation, biological process: protein phosphorylation. The record is from RefSeq and is a predicted model, not a curated record. The transcript has 11 exons. Bases 187 to 3099 code for a protein of 970 amino acids.
UUUAAUAAAAACCUUUUAAACAAAAACACAAAAUCGUUUCUACAAAUGUUAACGUGCAAUCGUUCUACAAAACUUUCAAUUCGGACGUCCGUCUUAAACUUAUGUGUCUGCUAGAAAGUGUUUCUAUUUCAGUGGCGAUUGUUGGGAUUGCUCUCGAAAUAAACCAAUGCGAAAAUUAAUGGAAAAAUGUCUCGAUCGUCAAUAGAAAGCAAAAUUGACGGCUUGGAGAAUAAGCUGAAAUUAGAAAAUGAAAGACGGGAUAGUACUCAUGGAAGGUUUUCGAUGCCUAAGGGGAAUGGUUUUAAGAAACCUAUACCACCUCUUGGAGAAUUCAAAUCAGAUGGCACGCCGGUCAGACAGAGAAAAAAUUUGAACCUUCCAUUCCCGAGCUCAUUACCAAAGCAAGAUCCUACUGAGACUGAGAACAAAUUAAAGGAAAUUUAUAAGAUGCAAGGAAAAUUGAAAAUAAAUGGAACUCAAUAUUUUGCUACGCAAAACGAUUUAGAGGAUUUGGGCGAAUUGGGAAAUGGAUCUUGUGGACAUGUCGUUAAGAUGUUGCACAAACCUAGUGGUGAAGUCAUCGCUGUCAAGCAAAUGAGGCGAUCAGGCAACACUGACGAAAACAAGCGCAUAAUCAUGGAUUUAGAAGUGGUUUUGAAAUCCCACGAUUGCCCUUACAUUGUACAAUGCCUAGGCUGUUUUAUAACCGAUGCGGAUGUUUGGAUUUGCAUGGAACUGAUGGCAACUUGUUUUGAUAAACUAUUAAAAAGACUCAACAGGCCGAUACCGGAAGAUAUUCUUGGAAAAGUCACCGUUGCGACUGUUAAUGCUUUGUCAUAUCUCAAGAACAAACACGGUGUUAUUCAUAGAGAUGUGAAGCCUUCGAAUAUCUUGUUGGACGAACGGGGCCGAAUAAAACUAUGUGAUUUUGGUAUUAGUGGAAGAUUGGUGGAUUCAAAAGCGAAAACCAGGUCUGCGGGUUGUGCAGCUUAUAUGGCUCCAGAACGAAUAGAUCUGAGCCUAGCAGAUUAUGAUAUUCGAGCCGACGUCUGGUCAUUGGGUAUUACUCUAGUCGAAUUAGCCACAGGACAGUUUCCUUACAUGGGAUGUAAUAACGAUUUCGAAGUCCUCACCAAAGUUCUGGAAGAGGAUCCGCCUACGUUGUCUGCACACGGCGGGUUUUCUGCUGAAUUUCAAAAUUUUGUAAAUCGCUGCUUGACAAAAAACUAUCAGCAAAGGCCCAAGUACGAUGAGCUGCUAAAGCAUCCCUUCGUUGUCAUGUACACGACACGAGAAGUCAAUGUUGCAGACUGGUUUCGAAACAACGAUUUGCAAUUUAAUGACAGGUUUUCUACCCCUAGGAGGUUCAACACGCCUCCGGUGUCUCCAAAACAGCACAUCACAAGAAGAUUCUUCACGUUUAGAAAUUCAAACGAUGGACAGCAACAAAAGUACGAUACACUACCUCACAAUGGACUGUCAUCUUCCACGAGACAACCUUUCAGUCCUUCCAGCACCUCGAAUGAUUCCGUUAAACAUUACACCAGUUGCACCAGCUACGCCAGCACCAAUUUCCUAGACUCUGAUGCAAAAUUGCUGAAUAAUAGAGAACCCAAAUAUGCAACGUUGAACCCGAAUGGAUACAAUGAUCUGGGUCGAUGUUACGAUGCCAGGAAUUUGUUUGAGCAUAAUUUGGGGUCCAAAACGCAGACGUUGGAGAAGAAUUUGGAUGGAAACUUUGUGGUGCAGAAGUACGAUACCAAAAAUGUGGAUAGUAAGAAUAUUGGUGACCUAAAUUUGGAUAAGUUUGGUAGGGAUCAGGUUGUGUUGGAUAGCAAGCAUAAUUUUGGACAGAAUUUGCAUAGGUUUGGAAACCACAGUGUACCAAGUUCCCCACGUUUGCAUUCGGAGAGUAAAAACCUUUACGAUUCCUUAAACCAUACGAGUGAUUCUGCUAAAUUUACACCUUUAAUGCAAAGACACAAUUUCAACUUCUUAGAUAAGUACGAGACUAUUAAACCUAGUGCAAAUAGCAAAAGUGACUUUCAUGUUUUAAACAAAUUACGAAACGGUAGUCCGAGUUUUCAAAGACGUUGUGACAAUUUGAGAAGUUCCAGUCCGGACCAUAUUUAUAGUAGACCUGUGUUUAAAUCUAGUGAUAAUAAAUAUAACAGCGGACAACUGAGUCCUUUUACCCCGAAAAGGAAUUUCGAACUAUCACCUUCUGAGGGUUUCUGGCAAGUACCAGCCAAAGAACCUUUAUCGCCUGGGUUCAAUAGAAAGAGGAUACAACAAUUAGGAGUCUCGAGAUCAGCCAACACGUCUCCUUUGCUUCUGGAACGGUUUUAUCACCAGCAAAAUCAGCAUAGGAGACAAGCAUCCUGUUCACCGCAAAGGCAACAUUACAUUGGUGUAACUACACCAAAUUCUGCCAGGAAGAUUUUGUUCGAGAGCCCUACUUCCAAUGGAUGUCGGAGCAACACUAUUGAACAUCAGAUGAAUAGAUCCAGGCAGGCGUCUCCUUCGAGUGACACUCAGCAGGGUGAUAGUCAGGAGGGCUGGUUGGACUCUUUGACAGGCGCCGUGAAGCGUCGGUUCGCGUCCUGCAUAAAGGUGCAACUCCGGGGAAACGAGGCGCCCAGGUCUCCGACCGGGUCGACGGGCCGAGGAUGCAAAUCGACACAGAACGGUGCCAUUCAGCAGGCCUCGUCGAGUUCUAUACAAAUGUUGGGAAACAGUUCGCCGGUUCAUCAUAGUGAUAUUGGUGCAGGAUCUGGUAGUACCAGACUGAUGAGUCCUGGUGGCAGUGUGCGAGUUAACAAGUUGCCUGAGUAUCUGGAACAUAGGAGGAGGCACCAGAGUCCUGAUCCGCCGCCGAGACUUAACAGAGACAAUCCAGCGAGUCCCUUGGCCAUACAUAGAACCUACUUAGAAAGACUGAGCUCUAGUCCACAGUCACCUAGUCUGCCGAGAAGGUAUCCUCUGACUCCGCAGCCUCCGCCCGUAGACUUUCUUCAGAAAACAGUCAGCAAAUUAGGCACCAGCAUCAGCAGCAUCAGCAGCAUUUGUAUUCCCCAACAUUUGUGUCGACUACUAUGACGUCACAGAACGAGGAUCGAUGACGUCAGUCCUGCCUGAGGACCGACUGGUUCCUCUCCUGACCGAAGGAAAAGAAUUU